This is a messenger RNA of Myripristis murdjan (pinecone soldierfish), 15852 nucleotides long. RefSeq names its product plectin a (gene pleca). The transcript is spliced from 34 exons. The record is from RefSeq and is a predicted model, not a curated record. Gene Ontology annotation, biological process: hemidesmosome assembly; wound healing; intermediate filament cytoskeleton organization. Gene Ontology annotation, molecular function: structural constituent of muscle; cadherin binding; ankyrin binding. The coding region runs from base 308 to 13990 and encodes 4560 amino acids. NCBI's taxonomy places the organism in Eukaryota, Metazoa, Chordata, Actinopteri, Holocentriformes, Holocentridae. Gene Ontology annotation, cellular component: focal adhesion; sarcolemma; cytoplasm.
CGGGAGCGCCGUGUCCCGGGGCGACGGCAGAUAAGAGGCGCGUAAAAAAUGGAGAAGGGGAGAGUUCUCUUGUUCGUGUCGCUGGAGAAAACAAAUGUGGGCCGGGCUUGUGAGAAAGAGAAGAUUUGACUCUGCUAUCUGAUACGGCCCCUCGCGUGUGUUUUGCCUCACUCCAUGUGGCUCGGAUAGGAGAGGGAGAAAAGUUUUGCGGAGUCGGGGGCUGCAACCGCGCGUAUUUCUCUCAAGUUUGGGGGCGUUCUCCUGAAAGUCCAGCGCGCUGCGCAUUACGCGCCGCGGCACACACAGGAUGGCUGAGGCCAAAGAGACGGUGUGCGCCGCGGCUCCGGCUUGGCACGGAGACCAGGGAUUUAUUUAUCAACGCGCUAAUUUCAUCCACGAAAUGAGCUGCGGAGAAGUCGGCUCCCAUUUGUACAGCAGGAUGUGUUGUGCAGACGAACGGGACCGUGUACAGAAAAAGACCUUCACAAAAUGGGUCAACAAGCACUUGAUGAAGGCCCAGCGGCACGUCACCGACCUGUACGAAGACCUCCGAGACGGACACAACCUCAUCUCCCUGCUGGAGGUGCUCUCUGGAGAGACACUGCCGCGGGAGAAAGGCCGGAUGCGGUUCCACAAACUGCAGAAUGUACAGAUCGCCCUGGACUUCCUCAAACACAGACAGGUCAAACUGGUCAACAUCAGGAAUGAUGACAUCGCAGAUGGAAACCCCAAACUGACCCUGGGGCUGAUAUGGACCAUCAUCCUUCACUUCCAGAUCUCAGACAUUCAGGUGAACGGCCAGUCAGACGACAUGACGGCCAAGGAGAAGCUGCUGCUGUGGUCGCAGAGGAUGGUGGAGGGAUACCAGGGCAUGCGCUGUGACAACUUCACCACCAGCUGGAGGGACGGCAAGCUCUUCAACGCCAUCAUACACAAACACAGGCCCACGCUGAUUGAUAUGAGUAAAGUUUACCGACAGUCCAACCAGGAGAACCUGGAGCAGGCCUUCAGCGUGGCAGAGAGAGAGCUGGGCGUCACCAGACUGCUGGACCCCGAGGAUGUGGAUGUGCCCCAUCCGGAUGAAAAAUCCAUCAUCACAUACGUCUCCUCUCUGUAUGAUGUCAUGCCCAGAGUGCCAGAUGUGCAGGACGGUGUCAAAGCUAACGAGCUGGAGCUGCGUUGGCAGGAGUAUUACGAGCUGGUGACCAUGCUGCUGCAGUGGAUCAGGCACCACAUCCUUGUCUUCGAGGAGAAAAAGUUCCCCACCAGCUAUGAGGAAAUUGAGGUUCUUUGGCGUCAGUUUCUGAAGUUCAAAGAAACAGAGCUUCCUGCCAAGGAGGCAGACAAGAACCGCUCCAAACACAUCUUCAAGUCUUUUGAGAGUGCGGUCCAGGCCGGCCACGUCAAAGUGCCACCAGGGUAUCACCCCCUCGAUGUGGAGAAGGAAUGGGGCCGUCUGCACGUCGCCAUCCUGGAGAGAGAGCGUCUCCUGAGGACAGAAUUUGAGAGGCUGGAGCGUCUUCAGAGGAUCGUCAGUAAGGUCCAGAUGGAGUCGGGUGUGUGUGAAGAGCAGCUCAACCAGGUGGAAACUCUGCUGCAGACGGAUGUGAGGAUGCUGAGCUCAGGGAAACCUGCUCAGCACACAGCAGAGAUGGAGGCGGACCUGGAAAAGGCAGAAGGAAUGAUCCGGUUCCUCUUCAACGACGUGCAGCUGCUCAAAGAUGGACGCCACCUUCAAGCUGAGCAGAUGUAUCGCAGAGUGUACCGUCUCCAUGAGAGGCUGGUGAACCUGCGCAGUGAGUACAACCUGCGUCUCAAGUCGGGCGUGACCGCGGCCCAGGUGCCGCUGACUCAGACCCAAACCCUCACCAUCCUGCAGCAGGCCCCCAUGAGGGUGAGGCCCGAGCUGGACGAAGUGACCCUGCGGUACAUCCAGGACCUGCUGGGCUGGGUGGAGGAGAACCAGCAGCGGGUGGACCAGGGUGACUGGGGCUCUGACCUGCCCACCGUCGAGUCCCAGCUGGGCAGCCACCGCGGCCUGCACCGCUCUGUGGAGGAGUUCCGCGCCAAGAUCGAGAGGGCGAAGGAGGAUGAGAAUCAGGUCUCGCCUGCCGGUAAAGCUGCCUACCGUGACUAUCUGGGAAAGCUGGAGCUGCAGUAUGGAAAGCUCCUGAACGCAUCUAAGGCCCGCCUGCGCUACCUGGACCAGCUCCACGCCUUCGUCACCGCGGCAACCAAGGAGCUGAUGUGGCUGAACGAGAAAGAGGAAGAGGAGGUGAACUACGACUGGAGCGAACGCAACACCAACAUGACAGCCAAGAAGGACAACUACUCGGGUUUGAUGCGAGACCUGGAGCAGAGGGAGAAGAAGGUGAACAUUGUCCAGGCCACAGGGGACAAGCUGCUGCGGGACGGACACCCUGCCAGGAAGACAAUCGAGGCCUUCACCGCAGCGCUGCAGACUCAGUGGAGCUGGAUCCUUCAGCUCUGCUGCUGCAUCGAGUCCCACCUGAAGGAAAACACCGCCUACUUUCAAUUUUUCGCUGAUGUGAAGGAGGCAGAGGAGAGGAUGAAGAAGAUGCAGGACACGAUGAAGAGGAAGUACACAUGCGACCGCUCCAUCACUGUCACGCGGCUCGAGGACCUCCUACAGGACGCAGCUGAUGAGAAGGAGCAGCUGAAGGAGUUCAAAACCCACCUGGAGGGUCUGAACCGCCGCGCCAAAACAAUAGUCCAGCUGAAACCACGCAACCCGGCUACCCCGAUAAAGGGCAAGCUGCCGGUCCAAGCUGUGUGCGACUUCAAACAGAUGGAAAUCACAGUUCACAGAGGAGAUGAGUGCGCUCUGCUGAACAACUCUCAGCCCUACAAGUGGAGGGUGCUGAACAGCAACGGCAACGAGGCCACAGUGCCCUCCAUCUGCUUCCUGGUUCCCCCGACCAAUAAGGAGGCAGUGAACAGCGUGGCAGGGCUGGACGGUAACCUCCAGAGGCUGAUGACGCUGUGGCAGACGAUGCACGUGGACAUGAAGAGUCUGUUGUCAUGGCAAUACCUGAUGAGAGACAUCCACAUCAUCAACUCCUGGAACAUCACCAUGUUCAAGACCCUGAAAGUGGACGAGUACCGGCUGGCGCUGAGGAACCUGGAGCAGCACUACCAGGACUUCCUGCGGGACAGCCAGGACUCCCAGCUGUUCGGGGCAGAGGACCGCAUGCAGGUGGAGAGCGGCUACAACAAGGCUAACCAGCGCUACAACACGCUGGUCAGCUCCGUGGAGCAAGGCUAUGUGGCACCCACAGGAGGCGAGCAAGACGAGUCUCUGUGUAAGACCUACCUGAGCAGGAUCAAGGACCUGCGCCUGCGGCUGGAGGGCUGCGAGACUCGGACGGUCACCCGCCUCCGGCAGCCCGUCGACAAGGAGCCUCUGAAAGCCUGCGCCCUGAAGACUGCAGAGCAAAUGAAAGUCCAGUCCGAGUUAGAGGACUUGAAGAAAGACUUGAACAACAUAGCUGAGAAGACGGAGGAGGUGCUGGCGUCUCCGCAGCAGUCCAGCAGCUCCCCGAUGCUGCGCUCCGAGCUGGACGUCACGCUGAGGAAGAUGGACCAGGUCUACGGCCUGUCCUCCGUCUACCUGGACAAGCUGAAGACCAUCGAUGUGGUGAUUCGAAGCACCAAAGAUGCUGAGGACACACUAAGGAAUUAUGAGACUCAGCUUCGAGAUGUCACUAAGGUGCCAACAUCUGAAAAGGAGGUGGAGAGCUACCGCAGUCAGCUCAAGAAACUGCGCGGUGAGGCCGAGGCCGACCAGGUCGUGUUUGACCGCCUGCAGGACGAGCUUAAGAGGGCAACCACCGUCAAUGACAAGAUGACGCGGGUCCACAGCGAGCGUGACGCCGAGCUGGAGCAUUACCGGCAGCUGGUCAGCAGCCUUCUGGAGCGCUGGCAGGCUGUGUUCGCACAGAUAGACCUGAGGCAGCGAGAGCUCGACCUCCUGGGCCGCCAGAUGCGCUCCUACCAUGAGAGUUACGACUGGCUCAUCCGCUGGCUGGGCGAAGCCAAGCAGAGGCAGGAGAAAAUCCAAGCUGUGCCAAUCGGAGACAGCAAGGCUCUCAAGGAGCAGCUGGCACAGGAGAAGAAACUCCUGGAAGAGAUUGAGAACAAUAAGGACAAGGUUGAAGACUGCCAGAAAUAUGCAAAGGCAUAUAUUGAUGCAGUCAAGGAUUAUGAGCUUCAGGUUGUGACUUACAAAGCACUCCAGGAUCCAAUUGCGUCUCCCAUGAAGAAAGCCAAAAUGGAGAGUGCGUCUGAUGACAUCAUCCAGGAGUAUGUUACUCUGAGAACCCGCUACAGCGAGCUGAUGACUCUCACCAGCCAGUACAUCAAGUUCAUCAUAGAGACACAGCGCCGCCUGGAGGAUGAGGAGAAAGCUACUGAAAAACUAAAAGAAGAAGAGAGGAAAAAGAUGGCAGAGAUGCAAGCGGAGUUAGAAAAACAGAAGCAGUUAGCUGAGGCCCACGCUAAAGCUGUGGCCAAAGCAGAACAAGAAGCCCAGGAGCUAAAGUUGAAAAUGAAAGAUGAGGUCAGCAGGAGGCAAGAUGUCGCAGUGGAUGCUGAGAAACAGAAGCAAAACAUACAGCAGGAACUGCAACAUCUCAAGAGCCUGUCAGAGCAGGAGAUCAAGUCCAAGAAUCAGCAAGUGGAAGAGGCUCUGCUCAGUCGUACAAAGAUUGAGGAAGAAAUCCACAUCAUUAGAAUCCAGUUAGAGACUACAAUGAAGCAGAAGUCCACAGCUGAGACUGAGCUACAGCAGCUUAGAGACAAGGCGACUGAGGCUGAUAAGCUGAGGAAAGCUGCACAGGAGGAGGCUGAAAGGCUUCGUAAGCAGGUGACUGAAGAGACUCAGAAGAAGAAAAAUGCAGAGGAGGAGCUAAAACGUAAAUCUGAAACGGAAAAAGAGGCUGCCAAGCAAAAGCAGAAAGCACUGGAUGAGCUGCAGAAAUUCAAAAUCCAAGCUGAAGAGGCAGAGAGGCGCAUGAAACAGGCUGAGGUGGAGAAAGAGAGACAGAUUAAGGUAGUGGAGGAGGUCGCCCAGAAGUCUGCUGCCGCGGAGUUACAGAGCAAACGCACAUCAUUUAAUGAAAAGGCAACAAAGCUGGAGGAGUCCCUGAAGAAAGAGCAGGGCACUGUCCUCCAGUUGCAAGAGGAAGCUGAGCAGCUCAAGAAACAACAAGAUGAAGCUAACAAAGCCAGAGAGCAAGCAGAGAAGGAGCUUGAAACAUGGAGACAGAAAGCCAAUGAGGCUCUACGGUUGAGGCUUCAAGCUGAGGAGGAAGCCCACAAAAAGAGCCAGGCUCAGGAGGAAGCAGAGAAGCAGAAGGUGGAGGCUGAGCGAGAUGCCAAAAAAAGGGCUAAAGCUGAAGAGGCAGCACUUAAACAGAAGGACAAUGCAGAGAAAGAGCUAGAAAAACAGAGGAAAUUGGCAGAACAGACAGCCCAGCAAAAGCUGUCUGCGGAACAAGAAUGCAUACGCUUAAAAGCUGACUUUGAGCAUGCUGAGCAACAGAGGGCCCUACUGGAUAAUGAGCUCCAACGCCUGAAAAAUGAGGUGAAUGCUGCUGAAAACCAGAGAAAACAACUGGAAGAUGAGCUGGCCAAAGUGAGAAGUGAAAUGGAUGUUCUUCUUCAGAUGAAGAUAAAAGCUGAGAAGGAGACCAUGUCUAACACAGAAAAAAGUAAGCAGCUCCUUGAAUCUGAGGUGCUGAAAAUGAAGCAGCUUGCUGAGGAAGCGGCCCGGCUGAGAUCAGUUGCUGAAGAGGCUAAGAAGCAGAGGCAGACAGCAGAGGACGAGGCAGCUCGACAAAGAGCUGAGGCUGAAAACAUACUCAAGGAAAAACUGGCUGCCAUCAAUGAAGCAACCCGUCUGAAGACUGAAGCGGAGAUUGCUCUGAAAGAUAAAGAGGCUGAAAAUGAAAGACUCAAAAGAAAAGCUGAGGAUGAAGCUUAUCAGAGGAAGCAACUGGAAGACCAAGCCACUCAGCAUAAGCAAGACAUUGAGGAGAAAAUUACACAGCUCAAGAAAACAUCUGAUACUGAGUUAGAGAGGCAAAAAACAAUUGUGGAAGAAACUCUUAAGCAAAGGAAGGUGGUUGAAGAAGAGAUUCGUAUCAUUAAACUCAACUUUGAGAAAGCAUCAAGAGGCAAGUUAGAUUUGGAGCUGGAAUUAAACAAACUUAAGAGUGUUGCAGAGGAGGCACAGCAGAGCAAACUUAAAGCUGAGGAAGAAGCAGAAAAAAUGAAAAAGCUUGCUUUGGACGAGGAGAAGAAAAGGAAAGAAGCUGAGGAGAAAGUCAAGAGGAUCACUGCAGCGGAGGAAGAGGCAGCUCGACAGCGCAAAGCUGCUCAAGAGGAACUUGAACGCCUCAAAAAGAAAGCUGCUGAAGCAAACAAGCAGAAAGAGAAGGCAGACAAAGAAGCAGAGAAACAGAUUGUUAUAGCCAAAGAGGCAGCACAGAAAUGCAGUGCUGCAGAACAGAAAGCACAGGAUAUGCUCAGUAAGAAAAAAGAGGACAUUCUUGCUCAGGAAAAGCUUAAAGAAGAAUUUGAAAAUGCCAAGAAACUUGCACAAGCUGCCGAGAAAGCCAAAGAGAAAGCAGAAAAAGAGGCUGCCUUACUUCGUCAAAAAGCCGAGGAGGCUGAAAAACAGAAAAAGGCUGCUGAGGAUGAAGCUGCAAAGCAAACCAAAGCUCAAAAGGAUGCAGAGAAACUAAGGAAGGAAGCAGAGAAGGAGGCUUCCAAGCGAACAGAGGCUGAGGCAACAGCUUUAGAGCAGAAGCGACAGGCUGAUGCAGAGAUGGCCAAGCACAAAAAACAAGCUGAACAAACACUUAAGCAGAAGUCACAGGUUGAAAAGGAGCUAACAAAGGUUAAACUACAACUGGAUGAGACUGACAAGCAAAAAUCUGUCUUAGAUGAGGAGCUUCAGCGAGUAAAGGGCGAGGUAAAUGAUGCUGUUAAACAAAAAACGCAGGUAGAGGAUGAACUGUCCAAAGUCAAGAUCCAGAUGGAGGAACUCCUGACACUUAAGCUAAAAAUUGAGAAAGAAAACAAGCAGCUUGUACAGAAAGAUAAAGAUAAUACACAGAAACUCCUGGCAGAGGAGGCAGAGAAAAUGAAGAUACUGGCGGAAGAUGCUGCCAGGCUUAGUGCGGAGGCUCAGGAAACAGCCAGACAGAGAAUGAUUGCUGUGCAUGACCUGGCUGAACAGAGGGCACUUGCAGAGAAAAUGCUAAAGGAGAAAAUGCAGGCUAUCCAAGAAGCUACAAAACUAAAAGCUGAGGCAGAGGAGCUCCAGAGACAAAAGAACCAGGCACAGGAAGAGGCUCAGAAACUACUACAAGACAAACAACAGAUACAACAGCGCCUUGAUCAGGAGACAGAGGGCUUCCAGAAAUCAUUGGAGGCAGAGCGCAAAAGACACCUUGAAAUUUCCGCUGAAGCAGAGAAGCUGAAACUGAGGGUAAAAGAGCUCAGUAAUGCUCAGUCUAAAGCUGAAGAGGAGGCUAAGAAAUUCAAGAAACAAGCUGAUGAAAUUGGAGCUCGUCUUCAAGAGACAGAAAAACAAACUGUACAGAAAGUUGUUGUGGAAAAGCUGGAGACACAGAGACUGCAGAGCACCAAAGAAGCUGAUGAGUUACGAAAAGCCAUUGCUGACCUUGAAAAAGAGAAGGAGAAAUUGAAAAAAGAGGCAGAAGAGCUUCAGAAUAAGUCAAAAGAGAUGGAACAAGCCCAGCAAGAACAAAUUAAACAAGAGAAGACUAUUCUUCAGCAAUCUUUCCUCACAGAGAAGGAGCUAUUGCUGAAAAGAGAAAAGGCCAUUGAGGAAGAGAAAAAGAAGCUUGAGAAACAGUUUGAUGAUGAAGUGAAGAAGGCCAAAGCUCUCAAAGAUGAACAAGAGCAUCAGAUGAAACAAAUGGGAGAUGAGAAGAAGAAACUUCAGGCUACUAUGGAUGCAGCUUUGAAAAAGCAAAAGGAUGCUGAGGCUGAGAUGAAAAAUAAGCAAAAAGAGAUAGAAGAGCUUGAAAAGAGAAGAUUGGAGCAAGAAAAACUUUUGGGAGAGGAAAACAAAAAGCUUCGAGAGAAACUUCAGAGUCUUGAGGUUGUUCCAAAACAAGCCACAUCGAACACCAAGGAAAUUGAAGUCCAGACUGAUAAGGUUCCUGAGGAGCAGUUAGUUGCUAUGACAAUGGUGGAAACUACAAAGAAGGUUUUCAAUGGCUCUGUUGAAGUGGACGGGGUGAAGAGAAAUGAAGAAUCAGCUUUAGCUUUUGAUGGGAUUAGGGGGAAAGUUCCUGCUGAAAGGCUCCUUGAUGUCGGUAUCCUGACCAAAAAGGAAUUUGACAAACUUAAAAAGGGCAAAACCUCUGUGCAAGACCUGGGAAAGACUGAUAAAAUUAAGUCAUGUCUCAAGGGACAAAACACUGUUGGAGGUGUACUCACUCCUUCGAAAGAGAAAAUGAGUGUUUACCAGGCCAUGAAAGAGAAGAAGAUUUCUCCCAACACUGCCACAAUGCUCUUGGAAGCUCAGGCAGCUUCUGGUUACAUUGUAGAUCCAGUCAAAAAUAAAAUGCUAUCUGUAGAUGAGGCUGUCCGGGAAGAGUUAAUCGGCCCUGAGCUCCAUAACAAAAUGCUUUCCGCAGAGAGAGCUGCAACUGGCUUCAAAGAUCCUUACACUGGAGCCAAAAUAUCUCUCUUUGAGGCCAUGAAUAAGGGACUAAUUGAAAAGGAGCAGGCUACCAAAUUCCUAGAUGUGCAGCUUGCAACUGGUGGAAUCAUUGACCCUAUCAACAGUCACAGAGUACCCCUUCAGACAGCCUAUAAGCAGGGUCAUCUUGAUGCAGACAUGAACAAGAAGUUAACUGAUCCCAGUGAUGACUGCAAAUUGUUCAUUGACCCCAGCACUCAGGAGCAAAUCACUUACAAGCAGUUACUGGAAAGAUGCACCAAGGACGCAGAGUCAGGCCUCCUAAUAUUACCAGUAACAGAAAAAGCUGCUCCAAGUGAGAGAACAUACACAGAUGAGGAGACUAAAGAAGUAUUCAGUAAUUCAAAUGUCGUUGUGCCUUUUGGAAAAUUCAAAGGGAAAACAGUCACCAUUUGGGAAGUCAUCAAUUCAGAAUAUUUCACUGAGGAGCAAAGAAAGGAACUGAUUCGGCAGUACAAGACAGGCAAAAUCACAGUGGAAAAGAUUAUCAAAAUUGUCAUUACUGUUGUAGAAGACAAAGAGAAGAAUAAUGGAAAUGUGUUUGAUGGUUUGAGAGCUCCAGUCUCUGCCAGUGAACUUUUGGACUCCAAGGUUAUUAACAAAGACUUGUUCAACAAGUUGAGCAAUGGCAAGAUAACAGUAAAAGAGAUCUCUGAGAUGGAGUCUGUGAAAAAGGCACUAAAAGGCACACCUAGCAUUGCUGGAGUGAUAAAUGAAUCAACCAAGGAGAAAAUGCCAUUCUAUCAAGCUAUUAAGAAGGAAAUACUGUUACCUGAGACCGGCAUGAACCUUCUUGAAGCUCAAGCAGCAACUGGGUUUGUAAUUGAUCCUGUCAAAAACGAGGAGGUCAGUGUUGAUGAAGCCGUUAAAUCAGGUCUUGUUGGCCCAGAGCUGCAUGAAAGACUUCUGUCUGCGGAGAGAGCUGUCAGUGGCUAUAAAGAUCCAUACACAGGCAAAAAGGUAUCUCUGUUUGAAGCAAUGAACAAGGGCCUUAUUAAGAAAGACCAUGGUAUCCGUCUGCUUGAAGCACAGCUGUCAACUGGUGGAAUAAUUGAUCCCAUUAAAAGCUAUCGCAUUCCACAUGAGAUUGCUUGCAAACGUGGAUAUUUUGAUGAGGAAAUGAGCAAAACCUUAAACAUGAACACUGAUGAAACAAAGGUAUUUUAUGAUCCUAACUCACAGGAGGAUGCAACCUAUGCACAGCUCAUCAAAAAAUGCGUCACAGACAAAGAAACUGGACUUCCAUUGCUUCCUCUGUCAAAGAAAGCCUUACGCCAAAAGAAGCCAAAACAAGAGCAUGCGAUUACUGAGGCCAAGACAAAAGAAACUCUGAACCAGACAACAAUGGAGUUAGAGUAUGGACCUUUCAAAGGAAGAAAAGUCACCAUUUGGGAGAUCAUACACUCUGAAUACAUUACUGAAGAACAAAGAAUAGAGUUGAUUAGACAGUACAGAAUGGGGCAGGUGACAAUCGAAAGACUGAUUAAAAUUGUGAUCACAAUGGUUGAUGAAAAAGAGGAUAAAACAAAAGAAAAGGCACUUUUUGAGGGCCUGAGAGCACCUGUCACUGCCAGUUCAUUACUUGAUGCCGACAUCAUUGAUAAGGCUACCUUUGAUAAACUCCAGCAGGGCAAAAAGCAGCCUAAAGAAAUUAGUGACACUGACACUGUCAAGAUGUACUUGCAGGGCACAGACUGCAUUGCAGGUGUCACCGUGGGAGAAUCAAAAGAGAAAAUGAGCAUAUAUCAAGCAAUGAAAAAGAAUAUUUUGCAACAAAACACUGGGCUUGCACUGCUUGAAGCCCAAGCAGCAAGUGGUUUCAUAACUGAUCCUGUCAAAAAUCAAAAAUAUACUGUGGAUGAUGCUGUGAAGGUUGGAGCUGUUGGCCCAGAGCUUCAUGAGAAACUUCUCUCAGCUGAAAAGGCAGUGACUGGAUACAAAGAUCCAUACACGGGCAAUAAGAUUUCCCUAUUCCAAGCCAUGAAUAAAGAGCUAGUGCUGCGGGAGCAUGCGAUUCCUUUUCUCGAGGUGCAGUUUACCACAGGAGGAAUCAUUGAUCCUGUCAGCAGCCAUCGGGUUCCAAGUGACGUGGCAAUUCAGCGUGGCUACUUCAGCAAACAGAUGGCUAAGUCCUUCAAUGAACCCUCAGGUGACGUUAAAGGUUUUACUGAUCCCAACACUAAUGAAAGUGUUACUUACAAGCAGUUAUUGGAGAAAUGCAUAAGAGAUCCCAACUCUGGUCUGUACUACCUGCCUCUGUCAAAGGCUGAAGCCCCUGCUCCUGUCGAAAAGUCCUAUAAGUACACAGAGGAGCAGGCCCAAACAGAUCUAGCUAACACUCAAAUUGAUAUCCCUCAUGAGAGUUUUGCAGGUAAGAGUAUGACCGUAUGGGAUGUUAUGAACUCAAACAUGCUUCCAGAACAGGAAAGGCGUCGGCUUAUGGAACAAUUUCGCUCAGGGCAAAUUUCAAAAGACAGAAUGCUUAUCAUCAUCAUUGAAAUCAUUGAACAAAGGGAGACUCUGAAGUCAGAGCAGAGCAUGUCAUGUGAUGUAAUAAGAAGGAGAAUUACCAUCGAGGAGCUUUACAGUGCUAGAAUCAUCGACUUGCAAACAUACAACCUGUUGAAACAAGAGAAAAUUACCAUUCGUGAAGUAAUGGAAAUGCCAUCAGUGAAACAGUACCUCUUUGGUACUGGUUGUAUUGCUGGAAUUAUGUCAGACAGCCCCCCAAAGAUUAGCAUUUACCAGGCUAUGAAGAGAGGACUCAUCAAACCUGAGGUUGCCUUGAAUCUCCUUGAGGCCCAAGCAGCAACAGGAUUCAUGAUUGAUCCAGUGAGAGAUGAACUUCUAACAGUUGAUGAGGCUGUGCGUAAGGGGCUUGUUGGCCCUGAGAUUCAUGACAAACUUCUUUCUGCUGAGAGAGCAGUUACAGGUUACAAGGACCCAUACAGUGGAAAAGUGAUUUCUCUCUUCCAAGCAAUGAAAAAGGACCUUAUCCCUGAAGACUAUGCCUUGAGGCUUUUGGAGGCCCAGAUUGCCACUGGUGGACUAAUGGACCCUGAAUACUACUUCCACCUGCCCUCAGAUGUUGCCAUGCAACGCGGAUACAUCAACAAGGAGACUUAUGACAGAAUAUCCGAUCCUAAUGGGGAUGUGCAAGGUUACACUGAGCCAACUACAGAUGAGAAACAAUCCUAUGCCCAGCUUCUGAAAAGAUGCAAAGUUGAUAAAGAAAGUGGUUUACGGCUGCUCUCACUGGCAGAUAGAAGGCUUCUCUUUAAAGGUCUGAGAAAGCAAAUCACUGUGGAUGAGCUGCUUCGCUCUCAGAUUAUUGACCAAAAGACAUACACUGAAUUGACUGAGGGUGUCACUACAGUGGAGGAGGUCAGCAGAGACCUUAAGAAGUACCUUGAGGGUUCCAGCUGUAUUGCUGGAGUGUACAUAGAAUCUAGCAAAGACCGGCUGUCUAUUUACCAAGCAAUGAAGAAGAACCUGAUCAGACCAGGGACUGCCUUUGAGCUUCUUGAGGCUCAAGCAGCCACAGGAUAUGUCAUUGACCCCAUCAAGAACUUGAAACUAAAUGUCAGUGAAGCUGUUAAAAUGGGUAUUGUUGGCCCUGAGUUCAAAGACAAACUCAUCUCAGCAGAGCGUGCCGUAACAGGCUACAAAGACCCUUAUUCUGGCAAGAUCAUUUCUCUAUUCCAGGCUAUGAAAAAGGGCCUCAUUCUAAAAGACCAUGGCAUUCGCUUGCUAGAGGCUCAAAUUGCUACUGGUGGAAUCAUUGAUCCAGAGGAGAGCCACCGCCUGCCAGUUGAAGCAGCAUAUGAACGUGGACUCUUUGAUGAGGAAAUGAAUGAGAUCCUCACUGAUCCAUCAGAUGAUACCAAAGGCUUCUUUGACCCCAACACUGAGGAAAAUCUCACCUACCUACAGCUCUUGGAGAGAUGCUUUAUAGACCCAGACACAGGACUUGCUCUCCUGCUGCUGAAAGAAAAGAAGCGUGAGAGGAAGACAUCAUCAAAGUCAUCUGUGCGCAAACGCAGAGUAGUCAUUGUUGACCCAGAGACAGGCAAAGAGAUGUCUGUGUAUGAGGCAUAUCGCAAAGGACUCAUUGAUCACCAGACCUAUUUAGAGCUUGCAGAGCAGGAGUGUGAAUGGGAGGAAAUCACCAUCACCUCAUCUGAUGGAGUUGUGAAAUCCAUGAUCAUUGACAGGAGGUCCGGUCGGCAGUAUGACAUUGAUGAUGCAAUCUCAAAGGGUCUUAUUGACAAGUCAGCACUGGAUCAGUAUCGGGCAGGAACUCUGUCCAUCACAGAAUUUGCAGACAUGCUCUCUGGAAACAUGAGUGGUGUCAGAUCACGGUCAUCCUCCUUUGGCUCCUCUUCCUCAUACUCCAUGAGCCCAGUACCUGCUCUGAAAACUCCAGCAACCACAUGGAAUGACCCAACAGAAGAAACUGGUCCUGUGGCUGGGAUCCUAGACACAGACACUCUGGAGAAGGUGUCUGUUACAGAGGCUAUGCACAGAAACCUUGUGGACAAUAUAACAGGUCAAAGGUUGCUGGAAGCCCAGGCGUGCACAGGAGGCAUCAUUGACCCAAAUACAGGAGAAAAAUUCACAGUUGCAGAUGCAGUGAACAAAGGGCUUGUGGAUAAGAUCAUGGUUGACCGCAUCAAUCUAGCCCAGAAGGCUUGUAAUGGAUUUGAGGAUCCCAGAACAAAAACCAAAAUGUCAGCAGCUCAAGCACUAAAAAAAGGAUGGCUGUACUAUGAGGCUGGGCAGCGAUUCCUUGAAGUCCAGUAUCUUACUGGUGGAUUAAUUGAACCAGACAUCACCAGCAGAGUUUCCAUAGAUGAGGCUGUAAAGAAGGGCACAUUAGAUGCACGCACUGCACAAAAGUUACGAGAUGUUAGUGCAUACUCUAAAUACCUCACAUGCCCUAAAACAAAGCUUAAAAUAUCUUACAAAGAUGCCAUGGAUAGAAGCAUGAUAGAAGAGGGGACUGGUCUCCGUCUACUGGAAGCAUCAUCCCAGUCAAGCAAAGGCCUUUACAGCCCCUAUAGUAUUAGCGGGUCAGGCUCUGCUACUGGUUCACGGUCUGGCUCCAGGACUGGCUCCAGGUCAGGCUCUAGAAGGGGCAGCUUUGAUGCCACAGGAUCAAGUUUCACUACAACAACCUUCUCCUCCUCCUCCUCUUACAGUUCACCAAGCUAUGGCCGCCGAUACUAAUGACCUCACUUGGUAAAAGUAAAGGAAUGGUUUUCUGAGGGAAGGAUAAACAAUAUAACCACAGUGCUCACCAGAUGCCUAAUUCAAAAUGGAAUAAAGACUACCUUUAUUCUGCUCUGCAUGUGGUUGUUACAAGACUUUUAACAUGCAUUUCUUUUACAAGUUGAAACAAUUUCUUCAUUAAUUUUUAUGUUUAGUUACAUGUAUGAUGAUAUCAUUUAAACUAUCAUAUCAGGUUCUUUUCAGAAAUACCAUACUUUAACCAAUUGUAUACAUAAAAGCUGUAGUUUUUUUUUUUUAUUUAGAAUAUCUAUGACAAAGGUUUCAAGUAUAUAUGAUAUAUUUUCUAUUUUUAAAGUUUGUUAUUGAAAGUAUAUAGUGUUCUGCAAACAUAAGAUGGUAUUUGCUUUUGAUUUUUUUGUGCCAUAACUGAAGCGUUCAUGUCAGUUUACUUUUUUGUUAAAGUGAACCAAAUUAGGUGUACAAACAAGCCAUGAAACAGAAAUUUCUGUAUAUGUGUACAUUACUGAAUUUUAAAAGGAAAAAAAUUGUUAAAGAAAGAUGAAUGCCACUCUGCAGAGCAGAAUAAGGAGUCUCCUAAAGAACACUAACACUAAAGGUGUCUGCUGUAAGAAUACCAAGCUUCAAGAUCUUUUUCCAUUCUGGGCUACGCUGCUGCAUUUACCCUGCCAAUGCCAACGAAUUCCGCCCCAUUCCCAAUUCUCAUUCUCAUAAAACCUGGAGUUACAGCGACAUGAAUAAACAAGGAGCAAGCUACUCUACAUGUGGAUUAUGUAGCCCAGCAUGACCAUCAACACCCAUCAACACCAUCUGACAGCUUUCGACUUUUCAUGCCCAACUCCACAACCAUCAAAAACAAGACCAUCACAAACAGGCCGCUGUCUUCCAGACAUUUCAAACAUAUAUGCCCCUCAUGAUUCAUCCUCUCUCAAGCUUUUUCUUCAGAUGUCUUCCAGUGACCCACAGGAGCAAUUUGGACUGUGGCAUAUAUUGUAGUCAAAGCCCAAGGCUGGAUAAACUUUGAACCUGGAAUCUAAUCUGUAGGUCAUUAACAGUUUCAGGGAAGCCCUAACCCAGUCUUUGGAAGUGCCUGCACAAGACUGUGAUGAGAUAUUUAGUAGUCUAACAUGGUGCAGUGAUUAAACUGUAAAUUGAUUGAUGCUUGACUGAAAGAGGAAUAAUAUCCAUAACCCAUGACUGAUAUGAUUACUGUGCUAUCAGGUAAAGCCAUUCUACAGUCCAGCUGUGUCACAUUCUAACUUUAAGAUAAUAGUUUUGGUGUCAUAAUUCUCAUAUUCCCACAGGGCUAAAAUAUAUGGUUUGAAUGUUUAAUGUCUGUAACAUUUUAAUGAGCAAUCUUUUUUUUCUGGAAGAACUCUUCUCUGACAAAUAAUGUAAUGUAUUGUAUUUACUGUAUAUUGCUGUUUAGAUCGCACUAUCGCUGAAAGCCAUUAAUUAACAUUUCCUUGAGAAAGAUCUUUAAGCUUUGUCACUUAUUGCCACCAGACCCAAUAUUUGUAUUUGCCACCAAGUACAAUUGUUUUGAUGUUAAUUUUCCUUUGUAAAGCAUUAUAUCCUAUUGAUAUCACUUUAUUUUCAUAUUAUAUAUUUUUUUUGCUUUGCAUGUUUUACUAACAUUGGAAAGAUGCAAUACGAAACAGUAACAUCCAUUAAAGCAUUUCUUUUGUUAUUACAUUUUAAAAAGUUUGAAGGAUGUAUUUUAAUGAGUUGAGUUACCACGCCUUGUUUAAAAUGGUGUAUUUAUAGUCAAAUGGUAACAAGGAAUUUUAAUGUAACACCUUAAAUGAUGUAAAUAAACAUGGAAAUGAGAUAUCUCUCAA